Molecule: messenger RNA, 2376 nt
Organism: Dufourea novaeangliae
Lineage: Eukaryota; Metazoa; Arthropoda; Insecta; Hymenoptera; Halictidae
Product: DNA helicase MCM8-like
Exons: 14
Coding region: 1-2376 (791 amino acids)
Cellular component (GO): nucleus; MCM complex
Molecular function (GO): single-stranded DNA binding; ATP binding; single-stranded DNA helicase activity
Source: RefSeq, a predicted model, not a curated record
AUGAGCGAUAAAAGGCCAAAUGAAUUUUAUAAAAAAAAAUGGUAUUUAAAUAAAAAGAAAUCAACAAAAGAAGUCAACAAAAGUAUUAACAAUCAAAAUAAUGAAAAGAUAUAUCGAUCUUUAGAUCCAAUUGAGAUAAAUAGUGUAUUAAAUACACAUGACUCUUUUGUGAAUUUCAAUACACCUUAUUAUGGAUGGAAAUUAUUUUUUCCUGAUGAAGAAUAUGAGGAUAAUUCUGACACUGUCAAAAAAAUUAAAGUAGUGGAGGAUUUUAUAAACAGGCAUCAUCGCUUAUUGUCUUUUCUUUCACUAGAAAAUUUAGAAAAUGGAACAGUGUUUGUAAUUGAUGUAUGUGAAAUAUACACUGAUAAGAACUUUUUAAAUGAAUGGACUGAUUUUAAGAAAAACAUCUAUGAAAAUCCUAUACACACAUUAAAUUGUUUCAAACUUGCUAUUCAUCAGAAAGUAAUAAGUACAGUACCAAACGAAAAUUUAAAAAGUUCCAUGAAUAUUAUAAGUACACUUUCUACUGUUAGAUUAAAAAUAUUAAAUUAUCAACCAAUUGUAUGUCUACAAGACUUGAAAGCAAAUUCUUAUGGAAGAUUAGUGUCUGUUAGAGGCUGUGUUAUAAGAGUAGGUCGUGUGAAACAUCUUGCAGAAUGGAUUGUUUUUGCUUGUCGCAAGUGUCAUUUACAAAAAAUAGCAAAACAGCCGCAAGGGAUUUAUACAGUUCCAAAAAAAUGCAACAUUUGUGGUACAUCUAAAUUUCAUCCAUUGUUAGAUUCAUCACAAGUAAAAAGUAUUUCUUUUCAAAUGAUUAAAAUACAAGAACUUUUAAACGAUGAACAGAAUAAUAAAGGUAGUAUGCCUAGAGUUCUUGAUGUUGAAUUAAUGGAUGAUUUAGUUAAUACUUGUAUGCCUGGAGAUGACAUUACUUUAACAGGAAUUAUAAAGGGUACUAAUAAUACUAAAACACGUAAUAAAAUUUCAUUUUCUUUGUAUAUGGAAGCUAUUACUAUAUUUAAUAACAAACAGAGAUUUCAAAGUAAAAAUAUUGUGGAUAAUGAAAUGUCAAUAAAGGAUUAUUUAGCAAUAAAGGAAGUCUAUAAUACACCAAAUAUUUUUCUACUAUUGGUACAUUCUUUGUGUCCAAGUAUAUAUGGUCAUGAAAUGAUCAAAGCCGGAUUGAUAUUAAGUUUAUUUGGUGGAAAUGCAGAGCAUUUAGAAUUACGAGACAAUAUACAUAUUUUAGUUGUUGGUGAUCCUGGUCUUGGAAAAUCACAAAUGUUGCAAGCAUGUUCAAGAAUUGCUGCUAAAGGCGUAUAUGUAUGUGGAAAUUCAAGCACAUCCUCGGGAUUGACGAUUACGCUUACAAAAGAAAAUAAAACUAACAACUUUGCUUUAGAACCAGGUGCAUUAGUUUUAGCAGAUAGAGGCUGUUGUUGUAUAGAUGAAUUUGAUAAAAUGUCUAAACAACAUUCGGCAUUAUUAGAAUCUAUGGAACAGCAAAGUGUAAGUGUUGCUAAAUCAGGAGUAAUUUGUUCUCUUCCUACAAGAACUUCCAUUCUUGCAGCAGCUAAUCCAGUUAGUGGUCGAUUUAACAGAAGCAAAACAGUACUACAAAACUUGAAAAUGAGUUCACCUCUCUUAUCACGUUUUGAUUUAAUAUUUUUAUUACUAGAUGAACCAAAUAAGCGUAUAGACGAUUUAUUAUGUAAACAUGUUAUGUCGGUUCAUACUGGCUUCAAUACAAUUAAUAGAACACAAACGAAUGCCUCUCAACAUACAGACAUAGAUGUAACUAAUUCUACAUUAAGAGAUAGACUUGCUUCUUUUAUAACUGAAAGUAUCAGUGCCAUUCCACAAUCACUUCUUAGAAAGUACAUUUCAUAUGCACGUCAGUAUGUUAAACCAAAGCUUACUAAAGAAGCGGCUAAAGUACUACAGAACUAUUAUCUAGAACUUAGAAGAAGAAGUGAUAAAUUUAGUGGUCUGUCUGUUUAUAAUAGACAGUUAGAAGCUAUGAUAAGAUUAACUGAGGCCAGAGCAAAAUUGGAAUUACGUACUCAAGCAACUGAAGCAGAUGCUUUCGAUGUAAUAGAUAUUCUACGAUAUACAUUUGAUAACAGUGUGGUUAGUUGGCCAUCGCUAAGUAAUCACAAAGUAACCGAUAGAAAAGUCAAAGAAUUUAUACAAUUAUUAAAAAAGGAGACGUUUUUUGAUAACACUAAAACAUUUUCUACAAAACGAUUACGAGAAAUCGCUUCGGAUGGGAAAGUUAUAGUAAAUGAUUUUUCUCAGUUGAUUGAAAAAUUAAAUGAAAGUGGUAUCUUAUUAAAAACUGGAAGUAAUUCUUUCAAAUUUAUUCCAAACUAG